UUCGCGCCUCCCUCUCUGCUUGUCGACGUCGCAGUGCAGUGCAUGCUUCUAGUGCCGAGCCCGGCAUCUUUUAUAACCUUCCAAUCCCCCCAUCCCCUCCCUCCUCCAGAUUUUCGUCCUUUCCAAAUAUCUGCAUUCGAUCUUCCAGCUUCCCCGGAACUUGAUUCCUCCACCAACUCGUAUCAACUUACGAGAUCUUAAUCGAAGGAUACUUUCAUUCAGUACCAGUCCGAACAACAUCUACCACAACCACAGCAACCAUCACAACCUGAACGCUACAUACCCGUUCACACCCAACGAUACACCAUUAUUAUCUCGACGACACUGGAGCUAUUCCACCAUCUCAGUCAACCUCAAUAACAGUUACUUUGUUGAGAGUUGGGUCUUCCAGACGUCUAUCACAUGCAACGAGCACAGUCGGCCGUGGAUUUUUCCAAUCUACUUAACCCCACAGUCCCGGCUGAUAAGGAAUCCGAAAAACCCCAUCAGGGCGACGUCGAGAUGGCUACAGCAGCAGUUACCGUCAUUAAACCCAAUGGCCCCCUUCCGGGUGUCCAGAACUCGGAGAACUCGAAUGAGUUGCCCCGACCUUACAAGUGCCCUCUCUGCGAUAAGGCCUUCCACCGCCUUGAGCAUCAGACUCGACACAUCCGCACUCACACUGGAGAAAAGCCUCACGCCUGCCAGUUCCCUGGCUGCAGCAAGAAGUUCUCUCGAUCUGAUGAGCUCACACGCCACUCUCGCAUUCACAACAACCCCAACUCGAGGCGAGGUAACAAGGCGACCCAAGCACACCAGCAGCAGCAGCACCAAAUGCAUCAGCAGCAGGGCCUUCCGCCUCACAUGAUGCCUGAUGGAAUGAUGGCGCCGCCUCCCGCGCCCAAGACCAUCCGCUCCGCCCCUGGCUCUGCACUGGCUUCACCUAAUGUGUCUCCCCCCCACUCCUACUCUACCUUUGCUCUGCCUGUUUCUGCGGUUCACUACAAUCGCAGCGGUGACAUUUCCAUGCUGGCCAAGGCUGCUACUCAGGUUGAGCGUGAGACUCUGACUGCUCCUCCUCACCACAGCAAUAACCACCGUCAUCACCCUUACUUUGGUCACGGAAUGCAUAGCUCUCGAGGCCAUCUGCCUACGCUUUCUUCCUACCACAUGGGCCGCUCUCACUCAAACGAGGACCCCAGCGAUGACCACUACUCUGGCGCUAUGCGACAUGCUAAGCGAUCAAGGCCCAACUCCCCCAACUCUACAGCUCCCUCUUCACCAACAUUUUCUCACGACUCUCUGUCACCCACUCCCGACCACACCCCUAUCGCUACUCCUGCUCACUCUCCUCGUCUGCGACCUUUCUCUACUGGUUAUGAGCUGCCAAGUCUCCGAAAUUUGUCUCUCCAGCACAAUACGACGCCUGCUCUGGCCCCUAUGGAGCCUCAUCUCGAGCAGAAUCAGUUCCAGCAGGGAUCUGCCCCCACUACCCAGUCUCGUCCUACUGGGAUGUCUUUGACGGACAUCAUCAGCCGGCCCGACGGAUCUCAGCGAAAGCUCCCUGUUCCUCAGGUUCCGAAGGUGGCUGUCCAGGAUCUACUUUCUGACAAUGGCUUCAGCCACAGCGGCAGGAGCUCAGGAACCAGCAGUUUGGCCGGCGGCGAUCUCAUGGAUCGAAUGUAGGACACGACAUGGCAUCGCAACUCGCACGACUUGAUGACGACUAUGGGUUAUAGAGGAAUAGAAAGGAAUGGCGUUUAUGGUUUACAACAUGGCAUUCGAAUUACAUCAUCUCAAGGAUUGAGCACUCGGCGAGGAUAUGGGCGGCAUUUGUGAAAUGAAAGAAAGCAUUUUUUGUUCAAAGGGCGAGUGGACUACGGUAACGACACCGAGUCCGGCCCAUGUUUUGGAGGCGGCGGAAACUAGAAUUCGAAUUGCGGAGCACUUGGAUUUUUUUUUUAACCCUCGGGCUUGCCUCGGGGGACGUCGGAGGCUAUCACUGCCCCGUCGGAAAAGCAGUUCUGUUUGAUAUCCACGGAUUGUGUUCUCUUUACUUCUUGUUAUGAAAGAAACUUCACUCCUGUUACAAUUUCAAUCAAAAAUAUCAUGUCAAAUGUUUAAUGUUCAUGUCACCUCAUUUUUCCCCUUUUGAUGUGCGGGAUCACUCAACUGUGAAGAGGGCCUUGAUGGGACUUGGUAAUGGGUCGACUAGGGUCUGUCACACUCAGGUAAGCCUCAGCUCAGCUUUGUCAAGCUUGCGCUGGAGGCUAACAGGACUGGGUUGCCAGUGGCUCCUUGGAAGACUAUGAAACUAAUACUUGCAUUAUUCACGGCGAUAGAUAGAUACCUAGACCAAAAAUGCAGCGAUGUUAUUCAACAAAAGCCUACGGUUGCAAUGCUCACAGAGCUUGUUACCCACCACUUGAAAACGAAGUAACCUGCCUGGCUGAUCUGGAAUGCCAGCGAUGAACUCAUCGUGUUGUAAACCUGCUGGCCGGAUGGCUUAUGUCAGGAUCAUCGCGUGUAACUGAUGGCCAUUUCAAUUCAUGGAGGGGUGGCUAUCUAUUAGGGAAGUCAAAGGAUCAAUGCUGAAUACCUUACGUCGAGACAUCCUUGGAUGACGCUAUCUCCGUUGCAGAAGGUUUAACCACGAUCGAGGAGGGGGGAUCUACUUAUGUAGAGACAGAAACAAGUCUCCCAGAGCGGAACCGCAGAAUCGGAAGGGCCAAUAGCACCUAUUUUUAACCUCUA
Fusarium verticillioides 7600 is the source of this 2733-nucleotide messenger RNA. RefSeq names its product DNA-binding protein creA. Bases 403 to 1665 code for a protein of 420 amino acids. Lineage: Eukaryota; Fungi; Ascomycota; Sordariomycetes; Hypocreales; Nectriaceae. The record is from RefSeq and is a predicted model, not a curated record. The transcript has a single exon. Gene Ontology annotation, molecular function: RNA polymerase II cis-regulatory region sequence-specific DNA binding. Gene Ontology annotation, cellular component: cytoplasm; nucleus.